Molecule: messenger RNA, 932 nt
Organism: Scomber japonicus (chub mackerel)
Lineage: Eukaryota; Metazoa; Chordata; Actinopteri; Scombriformes; Scombridae
Product: coenzyme Q-binding protein COQ10 homolog, mitochondrial
Exons: 5
Coding region: 56-760 (234 amino acids)
Biological process (GO): cellular respiration; ubiquinone biosynthetic process
Cellular component (GO): mitochondrion
Molecular function (GO): ubiquinone binding
Source: RefSeq, a predicted model, not a curated record
GAGCUGCUGCUGAGGUGCAAACAAAGACUGUUCGUUUCUAUCCUACAUCCUCGCCAUGGCCAACAAAACGACUCCGCUUCUCCUCAAGGCGCUGUUGGAGAUAUCUGAAGCCCAGUCUUUAAAGCUUUUGGGAGGAAACCUUAAAAGAGCAAAUGUCAGACAUUUGAGCUCCUGCGGGCCCCUGGCAAUGAGGAGAGCCAGCCUGCCUGUCUUCCCCACCACCCCUGUCAGCACACCCAGCCGCAGCUUCAUCAACCUGGCUGCUCCCAUCAGCACCCGCAGAAUGGAGUACACUGAGUGCCGGACACUACGGUAUACUCCAGAGCAGAUGUACAAUGUGGUGGCCAGUGUGGACCAGUACCAGCACUUUGUUCCCUGGUGCAAGAAGUCUGAGGUCAAGAAGAGACGUAACGGUGGCAUUCGGGCAGAGCUUGUGAUAGGAUUUCCCCCCAUUGUGGAGCGCUACACCUCGGAAGUCACUGUUAUCCCAAACCACCAAGUCAGGGCCUUGUGUACUGAUGGAUCCCUCUUCAACUAUCUUGAAACAACAUGGAGGUUUUCCCCUGGACACAAAGACCUACCAGACUCAUGUCAAGUGGAUUUCUAUGUGUCAUUUGAAUUCAAGUCUCUUCUGCACUCUCAGCUGGCCACCCUUUUCUUUGACGAAGUGAUUAAGCAAAUGGUCAGUGCUUUCGAGUCACGGGCAGCAACACUUUACAGGAACCAGCAGGAGGCAUCGCUGAGGAGGCACUCAAGAUGAAGUUGACCCUUUUGACCUCCCAUUCAUCCACAUCCACAUCCACUUGAACUGUCAACCAAACCCUGCCAGUCUGUUACCCUUACAUACUGUUAAUACUUGUCUUACACAGGAGACUGGAUCUUGUUUUUGCACUCACUCAUAUAUUUUGAGUUGAAAUGCACUUGGAAUAUAC